This is a messenger RNA of Rotaria sordida, 2100 nucleotides long. NCBI's taxonomy places the organism in Eukaryota, Metazoa, Rotifera, Eurotatoria, Philodinida, Philodinidae. The record is from the annotation of a GenBank genome assembly.
GUGUAACACCACGACUCGUGGAUCUCUUUUAUAAAACUUAAUGUUUUUUUUUCCUCGUUUUUUAUUAUUUCAGUGACAAUGUAUGACAAAGAGCGGAAAUUAGGUAUACAUAUAGGAUAGUGAUAGAGAAAUACUUAGAGCAUACCAAAAGUGAUAAGAUUUUGAAGAAAAAUAGACAAGUUAUUGAAGAUUUUAUUUCAUCAAAUGUUUGAAGUAGUUUCUCUGGUUGUUUAUACAUAAUUGCAUUUGCUCAUGCCAUUUGUCGAAAGUUUUUUUUUUUCAUAAUCAUUCUUGUUGAUCGAAUUCAUAGUCUUGGUUACGGCUCGAUGUAGGGAUUAUGAGAUGCUUUGAUUGGUUAGUUUCUGUUUGAUCAAAUCGAAUAACCAAAAAACAUAUGAUACCAGGUUCAGAAAAUUUGAUAGUUGCCGAAUAAUUUUGAUAACUUCCGAUUCUAGAUAGUUCGAAAUACCAUUAUGAGCAUGUGGUUGGACGUUGUCGUACUGAAGUUUUAUGGAAUGCGUACUAGAAAACUGGUCUUUUCGUCUGAAUUUCUGUGAUGAGAAGAGAUUUCAGGCAAUGAUCGAUGGUUUCAUACCAGUUUCUACUUGUAUUUUACUAAUAGUAAGAUGAGAAUCAUCAUCAAUAACACCCUUUUGAUCAUCUGGCAAAUGUAUUGUAAAGUGGAGCCUGGUCGCCAAAAAAUAGAAUAUAAUUCAUCAUAAAUCAAUUUUCAUUGAAUGUUAAAUGCAGUACACAAUAUCAUUACUUUGGAUGUGUCCUAAGUAAUAUGUAAAAAAAAAUUGUUCAAUUCGAUUGUCAGAAACAAAAAUUAUUGAUUACAUAGAACUAAAAUCUAUAAUGUUUAAGAUUUAUGAGAUUGGCUAUUGUCUCUGUUAUAUAUUGAUAUACUAAUUUAGAUUUACUAUUGAAUGUGUUAUGAAAUUAAUUGCAUUAAAUUUUAAAUAUUUUACUAUUCCAUGGAAUCUAUUUGAUUUUAUCAUUGUAAUUGCAUCAAUUCUUAGAGGACUAUUAGAAGAAAUUAUAGAAAAAUAUUUUAUUAAUCCAACAUUAUUACGUGUUGUUCGUGUUGCACGUGUUGGAAGAAUAUUACGUUUUGUGAAAGGAGCAAAAAGUAUUCGAAUAUUAAUAUUUGCAUAUGCUGUUUCGGUGCCUGCCUUGUUUAAUAUUGGCCUUCUUCUUUUUCUUAUCAUGUUUAUCUAUUCAAUAUUUGGUAUGUCAUUUUUUGCUUAUGUAAGAAAAUCAGCUGGUAUAACAGAUUUACUUAAUUUUGAAACAUUUCCUAAUUCAAUGAUUGUACUUUUUCACAUAUGUACAAAUGCUGGUUGGUCUGAUGUUUUUCAAGCAUUAACAAAUGAUCAAUCACCAGAUUGUGAUCCAACUAUAAUUUCACGAUCAUAUAAAGGUGAUUGUGGUGAUACAAUUAUUGCAACAUUAUAUCUUGUAAGUUAUGUAAUAAUUACUUCUCUUGUUGUGGUAAAUAUGUAUAUUGCAGUAAUACUAGAAAAUUUUUCUCAAGCACAAGAAGAUGUACAACAAGGCUUGACUGAUGAUGAUUAUGAUAUGUGUUAUGAAAAAUGGCAACGUUUAGAUCCAUCAGGUUCACAAUUUAUACGAUAUGAUCAAUUAUCAGAUUUUAUUGAUGGUCUUCAACCACCAUUACGUAUUCCUAAACCAAAUCGAUUAGUACUUGCCGCUAUGGAUUUACCAAUAUGUGAACAUGAUCGUAUACAUUAUGUUGAUAUAUUUGAUGGCAUUACAAAAUAUUUUCUUGGUAUAUUUAAUGUAUCAAUAGCAAAUAGUGAAGCUAAUACAUCAAUUGAUAUAAAAAAAGAUCGUCCAAAAGAUUAUCAUCCUAUAACAACAACAGUACAACGUCAGCGUGAACUUUAUUUGAGUCGAAUGGGUUUAAAAGGUUUUCGAACUAAUGUUGAACGACGUCGAAACGAACGAAAAAAUCGAGAAUCAAUAGUUAGAAAAGUUACAACUGACGAACUCAUUGAAUCAGAUGAGUUAGAAACACCAACAUUAGCAUCGGACGAUAAUCAAAAUCAUGAAACGAAUUUAACAACAUCAACGUGA